Bubalus bubalis (water buffalo) is the source of this 12491-nucleotide messenger RNA. It is a transcript of the gene TMEM178B, whose product is annotated as transmembrane protein 178B. Bases 1843 to 2727 code for a protein of 294 amino acids. The transcript has 5 exons. Gene Ontology annotation, cellular component: membrane. NCBI's taxonomy places the organism in Eukaryota, Metazoa, Chordata, Mammalia, Artiodactyla, Bovidae. The record is from RefSeq and is a predicted model, not a curated record.
AGACACCAUUGACUUGCCUGGUCACAGAAUAAGCCUUAGACAUCCUGUGCCUGGGAAAUGGUGCACUUUAUCUUUAAGGAUGCUAGAAAAAUAAGAGAUGAGGCUCACGUUGCACGGAUGACAUCACUAGCUUUUGGCUGCGCGCUCCGUGUUCUCGUCUGUGGGUUUCAGCCAAGGCUGCAGCGCCCGGCGCCGGAGCAAGAGAGCAAAGCCGCGGCUUCCUCCAGCGCCCCGCAGCCGGGCGAUGCGAUUUCCCGAGCCUCCCCGGAGCAGCCUGGGCUCUCCCUCCCUGGCACCGGCGGAGACCGCGAGGUCCCGGAGCUGCCGCGGCUAGAGGAGGAGGCAGGGACGGGGAGCUGGGAGUCUCAGCCUCCCUCCCCCACCCUCGCCCCAUUCACCUCGGCGACCACCGCUCUUGGAGCCGGAUCGUAGAACGCCAAGGCCGGACAGGACUCUCUGCGCGCUGCCGACUGAGCCGGCAUCUCAACCCCUGGGUGGGCUGCGAAGAAAAUGGUGCAGUCUGAGAGCGGCUGACCCUAGCUGGACCGAGCAGACGGAGUGCUGGAGUGCCGGUGCUCAGGUGGCGGGAUAAGGGGGCGGAUUGCGUCGAAGGGCCGGAGCCGUUGUUUUUCUGGGUACCUGCAGCACCCGGGCAGCACGUUCCCGGGGCUACACGGGAGCCCAAUGAAGUGAGGCGGAGGCGUCGCGGGAGAGGCGGGUUUGAAGGUGGCCGGGUGGACACUUCGGGAAGAAGAAGGCAGUGGUGGGGGCGGCAUGACGCCCUGGGGGCUGGCUGCUGGGCGGGCCGGGCGCCGCGGUCGCGCGACCUGUCCAUGGUGUUGAAGGCGCCGUGCGUCGAGCCCCGCACGCCCCGCGCUGUGCGCCCCGCCAGGUGCACCCUCCUCAGCGCAGCCAGCCUUUCGCGCCCGCGGGCUGCCGCCCAGUCGCCCCAAAGCCCCGACCAAGGCUCGUCCGGUAACGCCGUCUGGGUGACCGCACUGUCGGCCCGAGGGGCCGCCUGAAUGGCGAAGCAAGAGGUAGACGACCCGGGAGCUCGCGGGGAAAGGUCGGCCGAGACCGUGCACCGACUGGGAGCCAGCCUCUGAACGCUCCGCGCUGGCCAGAAGAAGCAAAGGACCUGCUGGUGACCAGAGGACAGAGAAUUUUUUUUUAUUUUUUUGGUAAAAGACCCGAUCCAGAGAAGAAGAAUAUUUCUUCUCUUGCAGACCAGGAAGGGUAGAGUCGCUGAGAGGGAGACCCAGGCGGGACUCAGGGCAGCCUACCCUGGCAUCUGGAGGUUUCCUGCGCUGGCCGGCCGCAUCGGGGGUGAUUCAAUUUAUCCCGUCGCCUACCAUCUCCUCCUGAUAAACCCCUUCCCCCAAGAAAGCCAAGCGAGUGGGUCCCGCCACUCUGCACAAAGAAAGCCCGAGUCCCACCGCAGCGGAGGGCACUUGGUGUUUAGUUUCCGGCCCGAGGGCAGCGUCGCCCGAAACCCGGCUGAGUGCUGCGGACGCGGCGGGUUCCGGGCAGCAGCUUCUUGCGGGGCAGGGAGGGGGCGGGAGGCGGUCUGGCCGGGCGCGCCGCCGCCCGAGGCUGCGCCUGCUCGGGAGGACGCCCAGGGGAUCGCCGGAGCCUCUCCCGAUCAGAACUUUUUACGCUGCCCGCCCCCAUCCCCUGCAGUCCCUGGGCUGCUCACCAGCAGGCAGGGGCCGAGGGGCGCCGCUGCGGAGUCCCCUUGCCGUCCCCUCCUCGGCUCGGCCGCCCGCAGCUUUGUUCCGGGCGCGCGGAGGGAAGGCGAGGCUGCGGCGGAUCAUGCCCAAGGUGUAGCCGCGAAGCGGAGGCAUGGCUGCCGGAAGGUUACUGCUCUACACGGGCCUCUCGCUAGCGCUCUGCGCCCUCGGCAUGCUGGCCGUGGCCAUAUGCUCGGACCACUGGUACGAGACGGACGCCAGGAAGCACCGGGACAGGUGCAAGGCCUUCAACACUCGCCGGAUCGACCCCGGCUUCAUUUACAACAACAACAACAACUUGCCACUCCGGGCCAGCCGCUCGCGCCUGGACCGCUGGGAGGGCAAGCUCCUCCGGGCCCGGAAUCGCCGGCAACUCUUCGCCAUGAGCCCCGCCGACGAGUGCAGCCGGCAGUACAACUCCACCAACAUGGGCCUCUGGAGGAAGUGCCACCGACAAGGCUUCGACCCUGAGAUCGCGGCCUUGAUUCGGAAAGGAGAAAUUGAGCGGUGCACGUACAUCAAAUACCACUACUCCUCAGCCACCAUCCCCAGGAACCUCACCUUCAACAUCACGAAAACCAUCCGCCAGGAUGAGUGGCACGCUCUGCACCUGCGCAGGAUGACAGCCGGCUUCAUGGGCAUGGCGGUGGCCAUCAUCCUCUUCGGCUGGAUCAUUGGCGUGCUGGGCUGCUGCUGGGACCGAGGCCUUAUGCAGUAUGUGGCUGGGCUGCUCUUCCUCAUGGGAGGAACUUUCUGCAUCAUCUCACUGUGCACCUGUGUGGCCGGGAUCAACUUUGAGCUGUCACGUUACCCCCGCUACCUGUACGGACUCCCUGAUGACAUCAGCCAUGGCUACGGAUGGUCCAUGUUCUGUGCAUGGGGGGGCCUGGGCCUCACUCUGAUCUCGGGAUUCUUCUGUACCUUGGCCCCUUCUGUCCAACCUGUCCCGAGGACCAACUGCCCCAAAUCCAGACCCGAGAACGGGACAGUGUGCUAAAACAACAAGCCCAUACUCACACACACACACACAUAUAUAUAUAUAUAAAUAUAUAUAUAAUAUACAUAUAUAUGACAAAACUCAAUCAAGACAAUGCCAGUGCCAAGGCAGAGUGGGGGUCGGCUCAGGCACCCACAUCUCGCCGGACUCUGUGUCGCCUCAUCACCGAGAUGGGGGAAGGUAUUCCCCUCACGUGGCUCUUCCGUCGAUUCGUAACUUCUGACUCCGUGGUUUCUUGAGGACAACGUGAGCAUCACCCCUCAAAGACAGGGUCCCGAUUCCCACCACUCACAAGGAUGGGGGAAUGGAGGGGGGAGGCUGGGAAGAGAUGGUGCCUGUGGUCCAGGGUGGCACAGGUGUAGACAAGAAAAUGCCCUCCCCUGAGCCAACAGGAGGGGACACCACCCCAACCCCGGUCAUAUCGCAGAGAAACAACGCCCUUAGUUCAUAGAAUGUAACCAGAUCUUCGAGGCCAUUUCCAGAACCAUUUUCUUCUCUUGCUCUUCCUGUUCUGAUUUCCUUCCUGGCCGACCAGCGACACACCAGAAAGUGGAAGAGAAAACACACCGAGAAGGAAGUUUUCUCUCUGCUGCCAAACUUUUGGAUGAAGUUCCGGAGGUGGGAAGGGGGAGAGAACGCCGUGCUGAGAGGCAAGACCCACAUCAAUGAAAGGACACUUCCGUGGAUGCUCAGAAAGCCCAGUCUUACCUUCCAGCUGCCUUACACCCAGUUAAACAAGAGGCCGCCCUGCCCUGAACCCAACCUGCACUCCCUGGGCAAAUCGGAGCCUUGGAGUAACCCUCUGUGCAGCUGAAAUUCCCCGAGGGCAGAACCAAGAACACGAGCACUGGGCAGAGGACCUGUGGUGCUGCACGUCCCAGGGCUGGGGUGCCACGGGACUUGGCCCCCUAACUUUGGAAGUUCAAGACACAUCUGGGCACACAAGCCAUGAGCAAAGAAGGGAGCACGGAUCAAGAGGGAGAAGGGGAGUGGCCUCAGUUACCGCUGGAUAAAGUCUGUACACCAAACGAGACCUUUCCCUUUCCGUCACGGAAGCUGUCCUUUGUCACUGGACAUCCACCCCUUUGCUAGGGGCGACCUCUGUACAGACGAGAGAAAAUGGGUCCCAUGCAGAGAGAGCCGCCCUGUCCCAUGGGCUCCAAUUUGUAUGAUAUUGUGUAAAUUCGCAGAGAACUCUUGACUCUUGCCAUCUUCGUCCUUUCCCUCUUGAUAUUCAAGGCCAUGAUUCCCAAAAUCGCCAUCGUGGUGGCUAGCAUCCAAGCAGAGGUGGCCUCGAUCCAGCCCAGUGUCCCAGGCUCGGGUGAGCAUGUUGGCACUGCAGGUGUUGGUGAGCUGUAAUGUUGGCCAGAGGGUUGUGAAAGCUGUGGGGACGGGAUCUGCUGGCUGGAGUGGGCAGCAGCGGCCAGUGGUCACCUCAGUGACCCCACAGGGGCCGAGCAGCCCUGGGAGGCAAAGAGUGAAUUCCCGGAGCGGUCCAGCCAUGGGUCCACCGCGUAGCCGAGGAUUCAGUUGCUUCAUAACUGAAUGUGCUCUAGGCACUUUGCCUCUCACUCAGCAGCCUUCCCCUCAGCCAUGCCCUCUGUUUCAUCUCCCUGUCUUCUGCCCCGUCUCCCGUCUGGCUCCCCCCUUUCCCCACCUAUGAACCAUUUCCCUUCUCACUCUUCCGCCCACCAGGCUGUAAGUCCUGCCUCUCUCCUCAUCUGCUCUUUUUGACUGUGUGUGUAUGUGUGUGUGCAAUCACGUCCAAAUAGGGCAUCUGAUGUGCGCGGAUGGGUGUGAGUGUGGGUCUCUGUGUGUGUGUAUCUCUGGUGCAUUUUGUGUACAUUUGUGUCAAUGCACACCUGGACGCAGAUCUGGGUGUACUACUUAAGACUUCCUUGCUAGCGACACGGGUCAGCUUCUGCACAAAGGCUCACGUGUGAGUGCCCUGUGCAUGGGGUGCUGGGAGAUGACCUGGUGGGAAAUGCUGUUAGCUCCCAAAUGUACCUCUAAGGAUGACUUUUAAAACAGAGGAUUUAUUCUAUGAGAAAGGAGAGAAUUUUCAGGAGAACCCAGUGUUUCAAUUGUUUAGGGAAUUUUUAAAAAAUAAUUUUCUUUGAAAAGUUCAAUUUCCCGCUUCAGGGGAAAGGCAUACUUGGGCUUGAGGAAAGGUAAGGGGAAGUAUCUCAGAUUGAGAGACCUGUGCCUCGCUUCCAGGCAUCUGGACUGGGCUCCACCUGGCAGGGAGAGAUGGGUGUCCACCAGCCUCCAUUUGGGGCAGAGGGCUUGUCUGUGACCAGGUCCGAACUUCAGCUAGUUCCCAGUUGUGGAAAAAUGGAGAAAGAAAUUUCAAACAGGGCAAUUUGUAAUCAGUCACUUAAAUUCUUCUUAAGUAACUUUUCUUAAGGAACCAGUACUGUUCACCAACCUGUGAUUUAUACCCCUUUUUUUAAAAUCCCGUGCUUGCCAUAAAUAGAUCAUCCACUGUCUCCGACUGCUCAUCUUUAUCGUUGUUGUUGAGUUGCUGAGUGGUGUCUGACUCUUCGUGAUCCCAAGGACUGCAGCACGCCAGGCUCCCCUGUCCUUCACUGUCUCCCAGAGUUUGCUCAAACUCAUGUCCACUGAGUCAGUGAUGCCAUCCAACCAUCUCAUCCUCUGGCAUUCCCUUCUCCUCCUGCCCUCAAUCCUUCCCAGCAUCAGGGUCUUUUCCAGUGAGUCAGCUCUUUGCAUCAGGUCAUCUUUAUAACAGACCUUUAACACAGCCUGCUGCAUCCCUUUGAAGUGUCCCUAAAAUGUUAGGAGAACUCCUAGGAAAGAAGGGAACUGCCUGGGCUCAGCUCACCAUCAGCAGAGCAGGAGCUGGGACCUGCUUUUUUGGUCAUGGGGCCAGAAAGGUACAGAUGCGCACACUCUGGGUCUGUGUCUGCUCAGGGCCGGGAAAGGCCUGGCCACACAGACAGGAUGGAAGCCCUGGGCAGGUGGCCAGUCCUGGCUGUGGGAGAACUGCCCUGAUGACCUCGAUCCCUCCAGCACAGGGACUUGAUCCCAGAUGAAGACAUACCACCCCAAGCUCCUACUGAAGCUGUCGUGCUGUGAGGGCUGAGGAAGAAGACCAGGAAGAAAGGAAGGAGGAGGCUCAAUCUGUGAGCCUCUUUAGCUCAGACCGUGUUCACCCCAGGUCAGAGUGGGACCCAGCCUUCUGGUGGGAUUCACGGUCAGCAGCCUUACCCACCAGCCCACACACCAGGUCAAACUCCCUACAGAAGUAUAGACAAAGCCUAUACUGUAUAUGUGUUCUGAGCUCCAUGCAAGUCAACCUUGAUCCCAGGGCCUAUUUCUGGUUUUGUUCCUUGCCCUAUGACCCUGGGGAUUCAGGAAAGUGGGGUGUCUGCCUGGAAAGAGGUCCUAUUUCUUUCUCUCCCCAUCUUGAGAGUUUUGGUUUCUUCUGUUUGCUAUUCCCUUCUCUCUACUCACUUCCACUUUCCCUCUGCAUCAACUUAAGUCAACUAAAAUAAUUAAGGAAUUUGUCUUCAGAGAGGCUCAUAUGCUCCAAGCAGUGCCCGUGCCACCCCACCCCCCCCCCAUUCCUUGUUUGUUGGGGCUGUAGGUUUCAUGAAUUCUGUGUUUCCCUGGUAUCAAAGUGUAAGAAAAUUUCAAGUGUGCCUAUUCCAGCUUCAAUCCUCCUGCAAGCCCCAGCCUUUUAAGAACUAGACCUUUUUCAUUUCAGGGAUCACAAAGUCACAAAGACUCUAUGACUCCACCAUAUCAAGACAAAGCCUUCCUGCUUCACAUGUCUAUAUGUGGCACCCUGGGCCUCAGUGCCAUUUGGGUAUAUUCUCUGGUUGGGAGUGAGUGGUUCCUCCUAGCAAUGCUUGCCUUUCCUUUGAUGAGGAAAGAAGGUGCCCUGAGACUCUGAGUCUGGGCUGUACAUCUUAAUAUUCAUCCACAAUCACGAUGAGAGGUCUGAGAUUAAAGAACUUCAUGUAGUUGUCCUGAUUUAGUGGGAGAAUGUGCUGCUUAGGGCUCCAAAGCUGCCCACCUGAGUUAGAUUCAGGGACAUGAAAUCAAGUAUAUCAGCCAGAGGCGUUUAGAAUGGACUCUUCACCUGGAUUAUUCUGAGCACGUUCAGUUCAGUCCAGUCCUUCAGUCAUGUCUGAUUCUUUGCAACCCCAUGAACUGCAGCACACCAGGCUUCCCUGUCCAUCACCAACUCCUGGAGCUUGGUCAAACUCAUGUCCAUUGAGUCAGUGAUGAGAGCAUUAGUGAAUGAUUUUCAAGUAUCUGGGGAGGGAAGGAGUAGGAAGAAGUACACUCUGCUCAUCUUUGGUGUGAUUUGUGAGGGAUGUUUGUUUGCUUCUCGUAACUAAAGAGAAGCCGUUCUUCAAAGUAUGUUCCCUCUGCUCCAGGGACCAGUCUUUCCCAGGGACUCAUCCAGCCCUUUCCAGGGUGGAAUGAUGAGUCAUGGGGUGAUUUGACCACAGAUAGAAGUAGUUGGUGCAUAACAGCUGGGUUGGCUUCUGUGCUGUCUUCCAGCUGCUAUGUAACAGAGUAAGGGGACAGAGUUUUAAACCAGCCCCCAUGAAUCGAUGGUCACAGAAGCUCCAGAUGUCCCUCAAUACAGUCACCUUGGUGGACUGGGUUUGUCCUCUUUCCAUCGAUGUCUCCAUGGGGCAAAACGUUUCUUAAACAUUGUUAGUUCUUAGACUCCGUUGUUAUUGGCUUUUUGACUGUUUUCCUUCCUGAAUAACACCCAUUGUAGAAAAUUAGAAAAAUAAAACACAAAAGAAAAAAAGUCUUAGAAGGUUGUUCAUAAUUCCAUGUCUGUGAGACAUCAUAAUGGCCAUAGCCCCGAUACCUGCCCAAUCGGUGGUGUCUCUGGGUUGGCAAUUGGGGCCUGGGGUGCAGCCCGUGACUGCAGAACCAUACUGGUCUGUGUGGAAUUGAGGACUUCCCUAGUGGCUCAGACAAUCAAGAAUCUGCCUACAAUGCAGGAGACCCGGGUUUGAUCCCUGGGUCUGGAAGUUCCUCUGGAGAAGGGAAUGGCAACCCACUCCAGUAUUCUUGCCUGGAAAAUUCCAUGGACAGAAGAGCCUGCAGGAUACAGUCCAUGGGGUCAUGUGGAGUUGAGCCUGUGUUCAAGGCAGUGAGAGCAUAGGGCUUUGAGCCCCCAGAGGUAGCAAACAGGCCUUUGAAGUGGCUCAAUGCCAGAGCUUAGGGGCAGUGUAGAACAGAGCUAAAAGCUUCCUACUUGGUGAUUUCUUUCUUCUCUUUUUUUUUUUCUAUUUCUUUUCUUUUGGAGUGCCAUCUCAAUCUAAUGAUAGAUACAAGAGUACUGAAGCCAGAGUAACUCACUAAUUCAGCUACACUUGCAUAAUGCAGUUACUGUCCAUCUCAUUUCAGUUCUGCACUGAAAUGAUUGGUGACUCUGGGCACUGUGUAUUCUCCAUACUUGAACUUCCUCAUCCACAAAAUGAGGAUAGUGAUAACACUUUACCUCAUGGUAUAUUAAGGGUGACCAAGACACUGCAAAGUGAUUUGCAAACCAGAAGUGUCAUAUAAAUUAUAUACUGUUCCGAUUCUCCUACAGCAGGCAAGCCCCCACUGAAUGGGAUUCUUCCACGUAGUCUCUGAGCUUCACUGCAGAAAGGAUAACCUAGAAUCGGAGGACCGCUGCUGAACAGGACGCACUAUCCAACUUAAGCAUGCAGAUUUUAUUCAGUCAUCCAGCUUCCUCAGAGAAGUCGGCUCCUUAAUUUACCCACUCUCAGGCUUCCUUCCUUUUAUCCAAAGUCAAUUUUGCUAAGAGCACUCUUAAUCCCUCUUUGUUAUUCCCAGAGGUGAUGAAAUAAGUAAACCAUAUGUAGAAAAUAGCAUAUAUGAGCUAAAAAAGUUAACUAAGACACAUAUUCAAUGCCUUAUUUUUUUUUUUUUACCAUUCUCCUAGCAUUAAUAAUUCUCGCUGUCCUUGCCCAAGGGGUUGGGAACACAUCAGAUUUCUGAAACAUUCUAAUGGUCUUUUAAGUUGAAGAUGGGAAUGAGUUUUAAGCCACUGGGAUCUUCUUUCUCCGGUCAGUUGGUGAAGAAGAUGGCUUUGUCAGAAGCACAGGGGUUCUGAUAGGUUCUUAGGAUGCAUUCACUGGGAGUUGUUCUGGGCGCGAUCCUGUUGGGGGAAAACUCAAUCCUAGGUUUUAAACAAGGAAAGAUUGCAUUUCCCAAAGGAUCAGCAUGCUUUCUGCUUUGCAGGGGAUCAGCUUACAGUGUUACAAUGAGACCUGCUCUAAGGGAAAGCUGAGUCAUUCAUUGCUCCCAAUAUGGUUGGAGCCCAGCCAGGGAUGGAGGAACCACCCAACCGCAGGGGGUGUGUGUUCACCACUGAGAAACAGAAAACUGGGUAUCAGCACGGGGGUCCCACAGCUGUAACUCAAACCUGGCCUCACUCUGCUAGACACCAACCUCAGCAACUGCAACCCCUGUUCUUCACUUGCAAGGACUGGGUGUUCGCUCCUCGGGGACCUCUGUGCCCCUCUGUCCUCUCCUGGCUACGCGUUUCCCUUCCUCUCUGGGUCACCUUAGACCUUUUCUGGCCUGAGUGUAUCCGUGUGUCUGUGUCGCUGUGACUAUAAAUCUGCCUUUCACAUACAGAGCUUUCAUAACUCCUCCUCCUCUUUCCCCAUCUCCACCCAUGGUGUGACUGUUUUGCUCUUCAAGACUAUCUGUAAAAAUGUACAAAUAAAAAUGGAAAAUGAAAAUAGUAGGGAGGGAAUUGAGACAAGACAAAUGCAUUGCUGUAGCCCUCAGUUUUCUGAGGACUUAUGUGGACUGCCCGGAAACCCCGACUCUGGGUGGGAUUCCGAGGCAGGGAAGCCAUUGGCCCAGGAGGUUGUUUUUUGUUUUUGUUUUUUUUUCUGGUUGUUUCUCUGACAGUCACGAGUGUCUGCUUGGAACUCUCCGUUUGAAAGGUUUUGGCCUUUCAAGUGAAACGUAUUUUCUGAAAAGUAAAAGUAAAUCAUCCAAGUGUGAAGGUGAAGGUUAUCGCGAAGGUCAACACAGAGGCCCGAUCCGGGGGUGGUAUUAAUCGCUUUGUCACUGGCUCGCUCAGGGCCUUGGGCGAAUCUUGUUACCUCACCGCUGUCUCUGUGUCCUCUCAGCCAAACAGGGGGGCUUCCAGUGCACCUGGGGCGUCGAGUCACCUUGGCCAUUCUGCUGCUAUUUUGGGAAAGGCUUCGAACCCAUGCUGGAGCACGCUUACUGUGGGAGGUACAUUCGAGAGUCCCUCCUUUCUGCUCUUGCCCCACGCUUUCACUCCUCGGAAAGUAACCUCAAGCUAACAGCCAGUUUGUGCUCAGAGUCCAAAGCCUUUUAUCUACCUUUUCAUUCUCAGACGCCUUUCCACCCACUCUGACGAUCUCAUUUUACUGUCGUUACUGACAGAGCGCUGUCAGUAGGAGGAAGAGUCUCAAAGGAGAUGAUGUGUGUGAAUUGCUUUGUAAUCUAUGAUUUACUCUACCAAUCUGGCGGCUACUGUCGGAAGCAGGGGGUCUGGCUAAGGAUGCGAUCGAAUCAGAAUGAUGAAAGCCUUGGUGGGAGGGGAGGGGAGAGGUGAUGGGCAGCAGGGGGUGGGGGGGCGUUGGAGGUAAGAUAAAGAAAACUUUUGGAGGAGGAAAUGGCAGACUCACAGGGCAUCCUCAGCAUGGCAGCAGAGAAGGAUCCCCCAAAGGCUGGGCACCCCGAAGAGGAAGUAGGAAAGAGGAACAUUGGCAGGUAAUCCUAUAAUACAAAGAGCUACCUUCCCCUAGGAUUGAGAAGACUAGCUGCUUCAGGGGCGGGAUUCACACCAAACUUGGCCAGUGACCUAACCCUUCCUCCUCCAUGAUACUAUCAAUCCAAACCUUUCUGCUCACUGAUGGUCCACAGUGAUCAUUUCUGGGGGCAGUGCUGUCCAGCAGAUACAAUACAAUGCAAGCACCAUAUGCCAUCUUAAAUAUCCUAGUGGCCCCAUUUUUAAAAGUCCAAAGAAACAGGUGAGAUUAAUUUAACACCUGUUUUAACCCAACAUAUCAAAAGAAAAAAAGUAUCAUUUCAACAUGGAAUCAAAAAGUAUCAUUUCAACAUGGACUCGGUAUAAAAAUUACUGAGCUAUUUGAUGUUCUUUAUUUUUUUUUUUUCCAAAUGAAGCCUUCAAAAUUUGAUGUGAAUUUUGCUCUUAGAAAACACAUCAGUUUGGAGCAGCUACAUUUCCAGAGCUCAGUAAUCCCACAAGGCCACCAGCUACCAUAUAUAAGACAGCAAAUAUUUAGACUCUUGGUAGGAGUUGGAAUCCCCACUCACCUAUGAGUCACUCAGACCUCAUGGCUAAUAGGCUGGAGAUCCAUGUUGGCCCUGAGUAGAAAGCGCAGGAGUGAUGUCCAGGCUGCCAUCCUAGCCGAGGAGAGGACCACUGCUUGUCAAACAUGUCACAUCUGGCCCAGAGGUUCAGUGCUGCCCUUGGACACAGCCCCAGAUGGCCCAUCAGAGUUCUAGAAGCCACAAAGCAAGUCACUUUUUUCAGCUAUAGGAGCACUAGCUUAUCCUUUAUCUAGAUGCCCUUUAUCUGAGGGUAGAGAGAGGGCCAGACGGACCUUGUCUUUGUCAUGAACAAAGAUCUCCACAAUCUCUUGUCACCUGGUCCAGUCACCUGCUAAUAGCAUCUCACCAACAUUCAGAGCUGUUUUCUCAACCCCUUACUUUCCUUAAAUGCUAAAAGAGCAGUGGCCACAGGCAGACUGGGUCUCCUAGGAGGUGGCAGUGACAAGCUCUGUCCCUUACACUGGGACUCAGGGUCCACUAUUGCCCACCUCUCUUCCCUGCCUGGAGGCCUUCCUUAGAUUUGAAGAAACCUCUUUGGGGGUGGAGACAAGAAGUGAGAUCUUUAGUGCCGAGUACAGAAUAAAAUGCAAGCAAACAACCCCUGGGCAUUCUCAAAGCAUUUAGAAGACCCAGUAUGACAUGGUUGGGUUCAUUUAAAAUACCACGUUCUGAGCCCUGUGUUACUGAGCAAAAGAGAAUGAGCUGAUUCGGUGAGUAUGUUUUAUAUAUGGUCAUUAGACAGGGACCAUAGCUGACAAAACUCUCGAAACACCUGGAGUGUUUAUGGUCUACCAGAUUAUUGCUCAGUCAAUAGACAUUGAUUUACCUUUAAUUUGCAUAGUGCUUUCUGAUUGGCUAGACAAGGUGUGAUGUGUUCUGCAGGAUUCCAACAUCACCUCUGCCCUCGGAGGUAGCAAUUCCUGUGGUUAUUGGUGCUAAAAAUAAGAUUAAAUAUUAUGUUAAUUUGUUCUGAUACGAUGUGAAUACGUGUUGUUUAAUCUUAACAAGAAUGCUACAUCUUAUCAGAUCUAUUGUACUGUCUGUUCCUUCUCAUAGUUAAUUAAUUACAGGAAAGGUGAUCCAAACCAGAUCUCAAAACUAUUGUGCUAUUCUGAGAGGUGAAUUUAACAGGGAUGUGGGAGGGGUGGGAUGAAAAGGGAAAUUGCCAGGUUCCUGUGACUUUGCAAGAACUGAGGAAGCAGAGAGCAUUUGGGGACUUCUGACAGUGACUGCAUCUUGCAAUUUUCUUUUUCGAAUUUGGCAGAAAUACUGUAUUUCCAUCGAUCGAAGAAAAAAAAAGUGUCUGGUAAUUAAUUAAAUGACUUGUUCAUGGAAAAAAUAAAAAUAAAUAACCUGUCAGUUGUGGAAUGUAAACUGAUUAAACAAUUAAAUAAAGAAGAUCAUGUUGUGUGUUUUAA